Molecule: messenger RNA, 3031 nt
Organism: Drosophila grimshawi
Lineage: Eukaryota; Metazoa; Arthropoda; Insecta; Diptera; Drosophilidae
Gene: mfrn
Product: mitoferrin
Exons: 6
Coding region: 487-1638 (383 amino acids)
Biological process (GO): iron import into the mitochondrion
Cellular component (GO): mitochondrial membrane
Molecular function (GO): ferrous iron transmembrane transporter activity
Source: RefSeq, a predicted model, not a curated record
AUAUAUAUAUAUAUAUAUAUAUAUAUAUAUAGAUCCACUACAAGUACAUCCAUCAAUCGGGCUGUUAUACAACAAAAUUACAAGCGUGCGAAAGGAAGUAAAGUAAACUUUACUAAACUACGCCGGCAAUCGAUGCGUAUUUGUCCUUCAACUUCAAUCCAAAGCGAGGUGUAUUCAUAAUUCAUACGGCAACGCCAACGCCAUAAAUACGCGACUGUGUCAAUGUAUUAGUGCGUUAGUGUGUGUGUGUGUGUGUGCGUAAAUGUUUGUGUAAUUGAAAGCAGUAUCAUUAGCGAAACGGGUGCGUAUUUACUUGUUUGCUGCUUAUCAGCUGCUGGCAGUGCCUCAAAAGUCGCUGCGAAAGUUGUGGCGCAACACACAAGAGUGCGAAAUCAUUGAACGCGCACUUCAAGCGAAAUUCUAUCCGGGAAUUUGGAAACCAAAAAAAAAACUCACAAACACAGACUCGGACAAGGGAGCAACGCCAUGAAUAUCGACGACUACGAAUCGCUGCCAACGACCAGCGUCGGUGUAAACAUGACGGCUGGCGCUCUAGCGGGCGUAUUGGAGCAUGUUGUCAUGUAUCCAAUGGACUCGGUUAAGACCCGAAUGCAAAGCCUGACAUCGCCCACAGCUCAUUUGAAUAUAAUGGCCACGUUCCGGAACAUGAUCACGCGUGAGGGACUCAUGAGACCCAUUCGUGGAGCAAGCGCUGUGGUAAUUGGCGCUGGACCCGCGCAUUCAUUGUACUUUGCAGUCUAUGAAAUGACAAAAGAAACGCUGACGAAAUUCACAUCACACAAUCAUUUGAAUUACGUGUUGUCCGGCGCAUUGGCAACGCUGAUACACGACGCCAUCUCCAAUCCGACGGAGGUGCUCAAGCAGCGCAUGCAAAUGUACAACUCGCCAUAUACCUCGGUCUUGAGCUGCAUGCGGGACGUUUACAGGAAGGAGGGCAUGAGCGCCUUCUAUCGCUCCUAUUCCACGCAGCUGGUCAUGAACAUACCAUAUCAGACCAUUCACUUUACCACAUACGAGUUUCUGCAGAAUAUGUUGAAUGUGGAGCGCAAGUAUAAUCCAGUUGUGCAUAUGGUGUCCGGUGGGGCAGCUGGCGCUGCUGCAGCGGCAAUCACAACGCCACUGGACGUGAUGAAGACGCUGCUGAACACACAGGAAUCGGGACUCACCAAGGGCAUGAUUGAGGCCUCCCGAAAGAUUUACCGGAUGGCCGGACCGAGAGGUUUCUUCAAGGGCAUCACGGCACGCGUGCUGUAUUCAAUGCCCGCCACGGCCAUUUGCUGGUCCACGUACGAGUUCUUCAAGUUCUAUUUGUGUGGUAUUAAACCGGAGGAGUACAAAUCGUCAAUUACGGGCCGGUCUGAGCUGGCCAAACCUGCGCCAACAAUCAACUAUGUUCUGCCCAAGAGCGAUGCCGAUGAGCAGAUUGAGGAGACGACGCCAGAGCCGGGGCUCAAGGAUGCGGCAACGUUGCAUCCGGCACCGCCAACGGUGAAUGCAUCCGGUGCCAUUAAGACGGUAUGUGAGCUAUCCACGCGAACUGCUGCGCCCACCAUCAAUAUGCAUACGAGGCACACGGACGUGAAGAAUCCGUAUGAGCGGGGCUUCUCUAGUACGUAAGAUGGGCGUGGCCGCGAGCGGGGCCAGCGUUCAAAGGCACGUUAUUGGCAGCGACUAAAACAUAAGCGUAGCUUUUAGUUAAGAGCAUGGGACGGAGUACUUGUUAAAUAUCCAUUUUGGCGGCGGAUGAGGAGAAGACUGCGAUGGUGGAUCGGACACAGCGUUUGAAACGCUUUCCGACCGCCAUUGCCCGUCCGUCGCCCUUCGUCCCGGCUGAUAAUAUGAAUACUCGGCGCGGAGUCGGUGAGAGAGUUUUAUCACUUCAGAGUCGGAGGUUAAAUUGUAGUUGUUGUUGUGCACAAAACUCUCGCUCUCACACACACUUACGCAAAUACUCGGCGUACAGCUGAAACACACACACACAUAUAUGUAUAUGUAUUUAUAUAUAUUAUAUACACACAGACACUUUCUACAGUCAUCUGCGAAAAAAUUCUUGUUAAAAAUACUGGUAAUAAUAUUGUAUCUAUGUUAAUUGAGAAAAAUUAGAGAACCUACUUGUAAAAUACUAUUACCUUAAAUUAUGUAUUACUGAGAUGAUUCUUUUUUUUUUUAAACAAAUUUAAAAGUUUAUCUACACAUAUGAAUAUAUAUUUAUGUUUAUGUUGUUAAAGUAAAUCAAAACAAAGCAAAAGCGCAAAGCAAACAACAACAAAAAAAAAAACCAACAAACAAAUAAAAUGUUUUGCAAGAUACAAAAUUGAUUUGUAAUCAAAUUACAAUUAAAAAAAAAAAAACGAAAAACAAAAAAAGCAACACAAUUUAAGCUGUUAAAAAUUUCAAUUAGUUUCGAUAAACGAUAAAGUGUAAACUGCUUAUUAUAUUGUACCAUAUUGUAUGAGGCAAUCCAACCUUUGCCCCCCCUCGCUCAGGACUUUUCCCUAUGCGUUCUCCACCCGCUGGCUCGGCACUUGAUUGUGAUCCUUAAUUGUUAAAGUUUAUUUUUAUAUAUAUUUUGUCCAUGUACCAGUUAAUCAGACACAUGCUACAAUCUGUUAUUGAUCUAUACACCCUUAAGUACCAAAGUUUUUAGGCUAUACCGAAGCAAAAAGAAAAGAACAUCACGACACAAUCAAAUGCCAGAGCAGGCAAGCCGAUCCUCCGGCUUCAGCUCCAGCUCCUGAGCCUCGGGUUAUACACAACACAUAUGAUUAUUAUGUUUAUUGUUUGUUAUUUUAAUUUUUAUUUUUACAUAUAUACAACUAUGUAUAUAUCAAAAUUAUACAGUAUAUGCAUAUAUAAAUAUUGCACUUGCUAUUUGUAAACUGUAAACUGUAGCCCUAAAUUUAACACUUAAUUGUUAAACAAUUCAAGCAAACAAAAGAACAACAAUGGAAACCCAAAACGCAUUAAACGGAGAAAAGAACACUUGUUUUAUGUCAAAUGCAACAACAAA